Myotis myotis is the source of this 2239-nucleotide messenger RNA. It is a transcript of the gene WNT10A, whose product is annotated as Wnt family member 10A. Gene Ontology annotation, biological process: multicellular organism development; canonical Wnt signaling pathway; neuron differentiation. The transcript has 4 exons. The coding region runs from base 424 to 1680 and encodes 418 amino acids. Lineage: Eukaryota; Metazoa; Chordata; Mammalia; Chiroptera; Vespertilionidae. Gene Ontology annotation, cellular component: extracellular region. The record is from RefSeq and is a predicted model, not a curated record. Gene Ontology annotation, molecular function: frizzled binding; cytokine activity.
CCCCCCACACCCCCCACCCCGGCUCGCCCCACACGCCCUCGGAAGCGAAGGCUCGGCGGGACAGCGCUGGGGGGCUGCCCGGCACCCCAGCCUCUCGUCCCCAGCCCGCAGCACCUCCGGGCCCCCCUUACCCUCAAGAGGCACCAGGAGUUGUCGCAGGGGGGGCUCGGGAAAUUCCCUGGACCCCUGUGCCAGGAGGUGCCCGGUGCGCCCGCCCGCUACCCCCCCCCCGGGGGCGGUGCCCGGGGGCGCUGCCCCAUGGAGCGGGGAGGCGGGCGCCGUCUGCUCCCGGAGCCGUGACCCAGGUCGGAGCUCUGUGUCGCAGCCACCCCGACCCCCGCGGAUCAUGCGCCGUCGCCCCUGGCUCGCGGGUCCUGCCGGACUGUGAGCCCCCUACUCCCCGCCCAUCACGGCCCGCGCGCCAUGGGCAGCACCCACCCUUGCCCCUGGCUGCGGCUUCUCCGACCUGGGCCCCAGCCGCGGCCCGCGCUCUGCGCGCUCCUGUUCUUCCUACUGCUGCUGGCUGCCGCCCUGCCCAGGUCUGCACCCAACGACAUUCUGGGCCUCCGCCUUCCCCCGGAGCCCGUGCUCGACGCCAACACCGUGUGCCUGACAUUGCCCGGCCUGAGUAAGCGGCAGAUGGAGGUGUGUGUGCGCCACCCUGAUGUGGCUGCCUCGGCCAUCCAGGGCAUCCAGAUUGCCAUCCACGAAUGUCAGCACCAGUUCCGGGACCAGCGCUGGAACUGCUCUAGUCUCGAGACUCGAAAUAAGAUCCCCUACGAGAGUCCCAUCUUCAGCAGAGGUUUCCGAGAGAGUGCCUUCGCGUAUGCCAUUGCUGCAGCCGGCGUAGUGCACGCGGUUUCCAAUGCCUGUGCCCUGGGCAAACUGAGGGCGUGCGGCUGUGAUGCAUCCCGGCGUGGGGAUGAGGAGGCCUUCCUUAGGAAGCUGCACCGCCUACAGCUGGAUGCGCUGCAGCGGGGUAAGGGCCUGAGCCACGGGGUUCCCGAGCACCCAGCCCUGCCCCCUGCCAGCCCUGGCCUGCAGGACUCCUGGGAGUGGGGCGGCUGUAGCCCUGACGUGGGCUUUGGGGAGCGCUUCUCUAAAGACUUUCUGGACUCCCGGGAGCCUCAUAGAGACAUCCACGCACGCAUGAGACUCCACAACAACCGAGUUGGGAGGCAGGCCGUGAUGGAGAACAUGCGGCGGAAGUGCAAGUGCCACGGCACCUCAGGCAGCUGCCAGCUCAAGACCUGCUGGCAGGUGACACCGGAGUUCCGCGCUGUGGGGGCGCUGCUGCGCAACCGCUUCCACCGCGCCACACUCAUCAGGCCGCACAACCGCAACAGCGGCCAGCUGGAGCUGGGCCCAGGCGGGGCUCCCUCUCCGGCCCCGGGCGUUCCCGGACCACGCCGCCGGGCCAGCCCUGCAGACCUGGUCUAUUUCGAGAAGUCGCCCGACUUCUGCGAGCGCGAGCCGCGCCUGGACUCGGCGGGCACCGUGGGCCGCCUGUGCAACAAGAGCAGCGCGGGCCCCGACGGCUGCGGCAGCAUGUGCUGUGGUCGGGGCCACAACAUCCUGCGCCAGACACGCAGCGAGCGCUGCCACUGCCGCUUCCACUGGUGCUGCUUCGUGGUCUGUGAGGAGUGCCGCAUCACCGAGUGGGUCAGCGUCUGCAAGUAGCAGAGGGCUCCCCUCCCUGAGACUGGCCUUUUCCCUGCUGCUUGAGACCUUGACAGAGUCGCCUUGGCUCCUGGGAGAGGAGGUUGAAUCACAUGAUCUUAUAGGAACCUUCCAGUUCUGAGGGUCCUCAAGUUUGUAAUCACGGGAAAGUCUAGACCUCCGUACGCACUUCUGUGGGCUCCAAGCUCCAGCUGCUCAGUUGGGCUGGGAAUUGCCCCACAUCCUGGGGCAAGUGCCACCAACCCCAUGCCUGGUUCCUUUCAUCCUUCCUCCCUUCCCCUGGAGUGGGAGGGAAUGAAUGGAAGCUGGUGGGCAGCGGGAAGAGGAUUGAAAAGAAGAAAUGGAGCGGCAGAGAUCCUAGAGAGGCCCAGACACCCUCCCAGCACCCUCCCUCAUCAUUCAAUUAACACAUAUUUAUUUUGCACUCUUUGUGGCCUGGUACUCUUCAGGGGAUGAGGGGUGCUGGGAAUACAGAUGUGAAUAAGAGAGACAGCACCUGCCCUCUUGGAGUUUACAUUCUGGCUGGGGGAGAUGGACAAUAAACAAGUAAAUACAUAAA